Lotus japonicus is the source of this 2962-nucleotide messenger RNA. RefSeq lists its product as uncharacterized. The transcript is spliced from 5 exons. Bases 185 to 2962 code for a protein of 925 amino acids. The record is from RefSeq and is a predicted model, not a curated record. Gene Ontology annotation, molecular function: zinc ion binding. NCBI's taxonomy places the organism in Eukaryota, Viridiplantae, Streptophyta, Magnoliopsida, Fabales, Fabaceae.
UCCUAACCUAAUCCAUUCCCAAUUGCAACUUGGUUCCAAAUCGCGACGGUGACGACCAAAUCGAGAGGAACGAAGCCCGGCGGUCGUGAAGGAACUGCGAUUGCGAGUGUGAGAAGACGGUUUCUGGGUAAGAAGGUCAUCGGUGGUGAGAAGGUGGUCCGAAGGCAAAAUCGAGAGGAAGGAAAUGGCGACCGACAAAAAAGGUGUGUCGAAGAAGACCCCUCGAAGGCCAAAGAAGAAAACUCCGACAAAAGAGACGGUGGUCCCAGAGACGGUGGUCCCAGAGAAGAUGGUCCCAGAGAAAACUCCGUUUUCAAAAUUGGACUUUUGGCUCAAUGGAGAUUUGCCCGCAAACUAUGUUUCCAGGCCUACUGCUCCCCAUAAGAUAACCAUGAGUGUGUAUCAUGGGGGUGAAUUGACAUUUGACCCAACUAUGCCCUAUCCAAGUGGGCUUUGCGAAGUCUGGCAUCCGUAUGAUGUGGAUCUCAUUUCAUCCAUUGAAUUGGGUAAGAUUGUAAAAUAUCUGGGAUAUGCCAGGUUCAAAUGUUUGUGGUAUAGGCAUGUUCAAAGUGAUGGCUCUGUCAGCUUUAGUCCACUUUCCAAUGAUGAAGAGGUUAGACAAUUCAUUGAAGAUGUUAAAGAUAUAGCUGAAGUUGAUCUAUAUGUUGAACACAUAGUGGAAGAGGCAGAUAUUGUUCCUCUAAUUGCUUACAAGAGUGCUGAAGAUACUCCUGAUGUGUUGCAAGUUGAUUCUGAUAGUGAUGAUGAGGUAUUGCAAGACAAAGAAACUGAGGCUGUUCAAGUGAAGGAAGCUGAGUCUCAGGCAGUACAAGACAAGCUUCCUGAGGUUGUUCAAGACUUUGAUGCUGAGGUAAUUCAAGAGAAGGAGACUGAGACAGUCAAAGAGGCUGAGUUAGUGCAAGACAAGGAGGCUGAGGUUCUUCAAUCUGAAAGGGGAAUAUGUGCCGAGGUAGUGCAAGACAAAGAGGCUGAGAUUAUUCAAGACAAGGAGGCCGAGGUUGAUGUUGUGGAAAAAGACAAGGGGGUAGAUAAGGGAAAAAGAAAGUCCAGUCAGGUUGUUCUCAGUGAUGAAGAUGAUAAUUCUGAUGCUGAAUUUGAUCCAGAUGAUGAAGACACACCCUCUGAUUUUUCAAUGGAUGACAGUGAUUAUGAAGAAGAUUGGGAUUGGCUCUGCGUGCUUCCUAAAGAGUCUCUGUUGAAUAUACCUGAGGCCACUCCAGAUCCAACUUUUGCAGAAGAUUCUACUGAGCCAUAUACACAAGCUGUGAAUGAGUCAAGUAACCAGGAGCCCAGUACAUAUGAGGACUUUCAAGAUGAGGAUGGUGAUUCUGAGGACUUAGAAAGUCCAUCAGAAAGUGAUGAUGAAGGAAAAGGUUCAAGGAAAUAUCCUAAGUUCAAGCCUACUGCAGAUGAGGAGUUUGUCCACCUUGAGUUAGGUAUGACUUUCAACAACAAAGAUCAGUUUACAGAUGCUGUCAAGGAUUUUGCAAUUCAAACGAAGAAGAAUCUGACAAUAACAAAAAAUGAUAAAAAGAGGGUGGUGGUUAAAUGUGUUGAUGAGUGUCCAUUCUACAUGAGAGCAAGCAAGACUCCCUCAAGGCCUACAUGGCAAAUUGUAAGCUUCUGUAACAACCAUAAUUGCUGCAGGCUAGCCACUAACAGGCAGGCAACGACAUUUUGGCUUGCUAAGAAAUUUAUGCAAAUUCUGAGACACACACCAGAUCUGAAAGUGAGGGGCUUGAUAGAGGAGGCAAGGCUCAGGUGGGGCAUUGUGAUAGGGAGGUUCAAGGCUUACAGGGCAAAGGUGAAAAGUCUGGAGAUGUUGCAUGGUGCAAGUAUGGAGCAAUACAGUCAUCUGAGGCAGUAUGCUGCUGAAUUGCUGAGAAGCAAUCCUGGGUCCACAGUCGUUAUAAAAUCAGCAGUGGGAGUACAUGGGCCAGUCUUUGAGAGGAUCUAUGUCUGCUUUGAAGCUACUAAGACUGCAUUUGCCAAGCAUUGUAGACCCUUAAUUGGGUUGGAUGGCUGCUUCCUUAAGGGACUGUAUGGUGGUCAACUUCUCACAGCUGUAGGCAAAGAUGGAAACAACCAAAUGUUUCCAAUAGCAUUUGCAGUAGUGGAAGCUGAAACUAAGGAUUCCUGGACUUGGUUCUUGAACAUUCUUCUACAUGAUCUGAAUAGUGUUAAACCUCAAAAUUGGGCAUUCAUCUCUGACCAGCAAAAAGGAUUGGUGCCUGCUAUUGCUGAACUGGGUCCAGAUACUGAACACAGAUUGUGUGUCAGACACUUAUACAGUAAUUUCAGGAAGAGGUUCCCAGGAGAAGAGUUGAAGAAUGCUUUAUGGGCUGCUGCAAGGGCUAGCACAGAACCACAAUGGAAAAAUGCUAUGGACAACAUGAAAGAAUUGAAUCAAGAUGCUUGGCUGGAAAUGAUGCAUGUACCUCCUAAGAUGUGGACAAGAUCAGCUUAUAGCACACACACACACUGUGAUCUCCAGGUUAACAACAUGUGUGAGGCAUUUAAUAGGACCAUCCUGGAGCAUAGAGACAAGCCUAUUAUUACUCUGCUUGAGGGGCUCAAAUUUUACCUCACCAAUCGCAUUGUGAAGCAGAAUGAUCUAAUGCUUAGGUGGAGAAAUAGUCAGUUGUGUCCACUGAUUCAGAAAAAGCUUGAUGCAAUAAAGGACUAUUCAGAAGGCUGGAGACCUAACUGGAAUGGUGACACUGUACAUGGACUAUUUGAAGUUGAGAGGGACAAGGAUAAGUAUGCUGUCAAUGUUGCUCUCAGGUCAUGCGCUUGUAGGAGAUGGGACCUGACUUGGAUUCCCUGUGUGCAUGCUCUGGCUUAUAUGUGGUAUAAUCACCAUGUUCCAGAGAAUUAUGUGGACAUGGCAUACAGGUUAAGAACUAUCAAUUUUGUCUUAAUUAAUACUGCAUUAUGUUGA